Molecule: messenger RNA, 216 nt
Organism: Cercopithifilaria johnstoni
Lineage: Eukaryota; Metazoa; Nematoda; Chromadorea; Rhabditida; Onchocercidae
Source: the annotation of a GenBank genome assembly
AUGCAAGAGCAAAAGCAAACACCAAAUGCUACCAAUGAACAGCAAAAAGGUAAACGUGAUGUUGCUAUACAGAUCGAUUUGAAAGAUGGAACAGAGCUCGAGAAAUUAAGUGCCUUCACUACUGUAUUUUUCGGACCAUUUUCAUUAAUUAGGGAUGGGAAACAAUCAGUAAAAUGUGUGCAGGUCGGAGAUGGUAACAUUAAACAACUAAAAUAG